CGCCAUAAAAAAAUCCACACAAGAAGAAGAAAAAUUAUGAAUCUUCUUAAAAUAUGUUAAACACAAACCACUCUGAUAACUUUAUGUCUAACCGUAAACUUAAAUUAAGAUAAAAAAGCUAUUUUUUUGCUUUAAUGAACGUUAACGAUAUAGCUGUGGUAACUAGUGGAAACCGUACUACUUCCGCAAAAAUCCUUGCGACACCCUGUCAUAUUCAAACAUGGCUUCGUCUAGGUUAGAAAUAAAUUUUAUCCGAUUAUUGUCCCGCUGCGAAUCUAUAGCUUCGGAGAAGCGAGUGGAAACGGAAUGGAGGUUGGAAAAGUAUGUUGGUGCUCUUGAAGAGAUGUUGGUGGCUUUGAGGAAGAGUCCAAGCAAACCCACAGUAGAGGUGAUGACAGACUACACACGAAAGGUUGACUUCUUGAAAGGACUUCUAGAAGCAGAGAAACUGUCGGGGACAGAGAAAGCCCUGGCCAAUCAAUUCCUAGCUCCUGGUCGCACCCCCACCAUAGCCAAUGAGAGGAUGCCAGCCAGUAAGACAGUCCACAUGCAGACCAAAGCCCGGUGCACAGGGGAGAUGAGGAACGAGCUGUUAGGCACUGGUCUGUCGAACAAAGGAAACUCGGAAACAGACUUGCGAAACAGAAGGGGUUUGGCGCUGGAUGAAAGGCAGUCAGCAGCCGAGUUGGAUGCAGUGCUCCAGCACCACCACAACCUACAGGAGAAGCUGGCUGAAGACAUGCUGAACCUGGCCCGCAACCUGAAGAACAACACGCUGGUGGCCCAGAACAUUAUCAAACAGGACAAUCAGACGCUGACCCAGUCUAUGCGGCAGGCAGACACCAACUUCGAGAAGCUGAAGGUUGAGUCGGAGCGUUUGGAGCAGCACACCAAGAAGUCCGUUAACUGGUCCCUGUGGCUGAUGCUCAUCCUAGUCUCCUUCACCUUCAUCAGUAUGAUCCUCUUCAUCAGGAUCUUCCCCAAGCUCAGAUGAUGAUGAUGAUUCCCACCAGCUGGACAUACCUAGAACAUAGAAGAAGAACUGCUGCACUGCUUGUACAUAUUCACAUAUAGGCCUGGGUGUAUGCAGACCUCCGCCGUGUUAGAAGUUACGCAGUAAGCACAGAUCUAGGAUCAUCCUUCCACAGCUUCCCCAAUCCUAUUAGAUGGAAGAAAUGCACAAUUUACCUUAGAUCACUGUCUAGGGGUAACUUCCUCCUGCUCCUUAUGUGUACAUAAUAUGCACACAGAAAUAGCUAGCGAUUUAGAUCUAUAGAUAUUUAUUUAAGAGUGAGGGACAGUGAGAGGGGCCUAGUCUUAAUCUCAAUCCAGGGAUGUCUGUACGGCAGCAGUACACAGUAGCACGGCCCAGUCUGUACCGUACAGACUACGUUACCAUUGAUUGACUGCAAACAAUAUCAGUAAUCUCAUUGUUCAUCUGUUAGUUUGGAAUAAAUGGAGAUUCAAGGCAUUCUGUCCUAUAUAAGUAACUAAAAUAUUAUUCUUUGGGCCUAAAAGAUCUGAGUAAUUAACCAUUUGAUAAAGGUCAUUGGUCCUAAAAAAUCUGAUUAAUUAACCGUUUGAUAAAGGUCAUUGGUCCUAAAAAAUCUGAUUAAUUAACCGUUUGAUAAAGGUCAUUGGUCCUAAAAAAUCUGAUUUAAUUAACCAUUUGAUAAAGGUCAUUGGUCCUAAAAAAUUUGAUUAAUUAACCAUUUGAUAAAGGUCAUUGGUCCUAAAAAAAAAAAAUCCCUUGCAUCAGUCCCUUUUCAUUGUUAAUUUUCAAUGAGUGUGUGUUGGUAAAUUAGUGUGAAUCUGUCCAUUGUUUUUGUCAGUGUCGACGUGCAUGAAUAGUUGACAGUAGUGGUGAGAGACGGUGAUGCUCGAUUCAUUAUGGUGACCUGAUGGUGAAUAUGAUUGACCAUCCCUUCCUUUCCUGAGAGGGUUACUUCCCAAGCCGUCCCCCUUCGUCUAUCACUGUGGUCUGUGUUAAACUGUGUGAUUAAAUGUUUUUAACUGGA
This is a messenger RNA of Coregonus clupeaformis (lake whitefish), 2018 nucleotides long. RefSeq names its product unconventional SNARE in the ER 1 homolog (S. cerevisiae) (gene use1). The coding region runs from base 221 to 994 and encodes 257 amino acids. Gene Ontology annotation, biological process: retrograde vesicle-mediated transport, Golgi to endoplasmic reticulum. Gene Ontology annotation, molecular function: SNAP receptor activity. The transcript has 8 exons. The record is from RefSeq and is a predicted model, not a curated record. Gene Ontology annotation, cellular component: endoplasmic reticulum; SNARE complex. NCBI's taxonomy places the organism in Eukaryota, Metazoa, Chordata, Actinopteri, Salmoniformes, Salmonidae.